This is a messenger RNA of Pipistrellus nathusii (Nathusius's pipistrelle), 1134 nucleotides long. The record is from the annotation of a GenBank genome assembly. Lineage: Eukaryota; Metazoa; Chordata; Mammalia; Chiroptera; Vespertilionidae.
AUGGCGGCCGCGGAGGACGGGCAGCCGGCGGGGGACUGCGAAGGAGAGCGGCUGGAUUUCCUGCGGGACCGGCACGUGCGGUUCUUCCAGCGCUGCCUCCAGGUUCUGCCGGAGCGCUAUUCUUCGCUGGAGACCAGCAGGUUGACAAUUGCAUUUUUUGCGCUCUCUGGGCUGGAUAUGUUGGAUUCCUUAGAUGUGGUGAACAAAGAUGAUAUAAUAGAGUGGAUUUACUCCCUGCAGGUCCUUCCCACAGAAGACAGGUCAAAUCUAAAUCGCUGUGGUUUCCGAGGCUCUUCAUACUUGGGUAUUCCAUUCAAUCCAUCAAAGAAUCCUGGAAUAGCUCAUCCUUAUGACAGUGGCCACAUAGCAAUGACAUACACUGGACUUUCAUGCUUAGUUAUUCUUGGAGACGACCUAAGCCGAGUAAAUAAAGAAGCUUGCUUAGCAGGCCUGAGAGCUCUUCAGCUGGAAGAUGGAAGUUUUUGUGCAGUACCUGAAGGCAGUGAAAAUGACAUGCGAUUUGUAUACUGUGCGUCCUGUAUUUGCUAUAUGCUCAACAAUUGGUCUGGCAUGGAUAUGAAAAAAGCCAUCAACUAUAUUAGAAGAAGUAUGUCCUAUGACAAUGGGUUGGCACAGGGAGCUGGACUUGAAUCUCAUGGAGGCUCAACUUUUUGUGGCAUUGCAUCACUGUGUCUCAUGGGUAAACUAGAAGAAGUUUUUUCAGAAAAAGAAUUGAACAGGAUAAAGAGAUGGUGUAUAAUGAGGCAACAAAAUGGUUAUCAUGGAAGACCGAAUAAGCCUGUAGACACCUGUUAUUCUUUUUGGGUGGGAGCAACCCUAAAGCUUCUGAAAAUUUUCCAAUACACUAACUUUGAGAAAAAUAGAAAUUACAUCUUAUCAACUCAAGAUCGACUUGUAGGGGGAUUUGCCAAGUGGCCAGAUAGUCACCCAGAUGCUUUGCAUGCAUACUUUGGAAUUUGUGGCCUGUCUCUAAUGGAGGAAAGUGGAAUUUGUACAGUUCAUCCUGCCCUGAAUGUAAGCACACGGACUUCUGAACGCCUUCGAGAUCUCCAUCAGAGCUGGGAAACCAAGGACUCUAAGCCGUGCUCAGAGAAUGUACACAUCUCCACAUGA